AUGGACCACUGGACAGAAUGGAAAUUUCACACCAAGGUGAGCACCCUCCAGCACAGCGGUACCUCAGCCCGGCUGGAGAACCCCGAGUUCAUGGGCAAAGGCGGAUUUGGCGCUGUCUUCCGGGCACAGCACAGGACUUGCGGUUUGGAAGUGGCGGUGAACAUCGUGAACUCGUGAUGCCGGCCGGCGAUAUCCAGGGAGAUGAAGGCCAUGGCAAGCCUGUGUAACAAUCAUGUGCUGCCCCUGCUGGGGGUCACAAAGAAACUGGAGUGGGAGUACGUGUCUGGGCCGGCUCUGGUGACUUAAUUCAUGGAGAGUUCCCUGGUGGUGCUGCUACAGCCCCAGUGCCCAACUGGGCCGCUCCUCUGCCUCCUGCUGCAGGAGCUGGUGCUCGGGAUGUGCUACCUGCACAGCCAGAACCCCAUGCUUCCACACCGGGACCUCAAGCCCCCCAACGUCCUAUUGGACUCAGAGCUGCAUGCCAAGCUGGCAGAUUUGGACCUGUCCACGUUUCUGGGAGUCUCACAGUCAGGGGCAGGAUCUGGGGAGUCAGGGAGCACCCCAGCUUGCUUGGCCCCAGAACUGUUGGCUGAUAUAAACUGGAAGGCCUCCAUGGCCAGUGAUGUCUACAGCUUCAGGAUCCUAAUGUGGGCAGUGCUAGCCAGAAGAGAAGCUGAGAUAGUGGACCAUAAAUCACUGCAGCGGGAAGCAGUGUGUGAGAGGCAGAUCCGGCCUGCAUUGACUGAGCUGCCCCAGUCUGGCCCUGAUCCUGGCUUGGAAGUACUGAAGGAUUUAAUGCAGCACUGCUGGAGCCAUGAGCCCCAGAAGAGGCCCUCCUUCCAAGAAACCAGAAGCCCAGCCCCACCUCAGCUUGGACCCCAGGUCCUGGACCCCAAGGGUAUCAGGGAACUGAGAGACGUGACACCAACUGGCCUCCCAGGGCGCCAGGGCCAAAUCCAGUACCAGCCUCUCCUGCGUCAGCCCCCAUACUACCACCUCCCUCCGCUGCAUACCCAUGCACACAUUGCUUCUGUGGAGGCACUGGAACCCUUUGAUCCUCAGCUGGUGUCUGGGAGUGGACAGCGACGGCUCCACAAAGCUACACGCAGAUGUGCCCCUCCCCUGGAGCUGGACGCCACUGGAGUAUGGACCACUCAGAUAGGCCACAGCGCUGCCAUCUAG
Molecule: messenger RNA, 1182 nt
Organism: Lipotes vexillifer (Yangtze River dolphin)
Lineage: Eukaryota; Metazoa; Chordata; Mammalia; Artiodactyla; Lipotidae
Gene: RIPK3
Product: receptor interacting serine/threonine kinase 3
Biological process (GO): protein phosphorylation
Molecular function (GO): JUN kinase kinase kinase activity; ATP binding
Source: RefSeq, a predicted model, not a curated record